This is a messenger RNA of Meloidogyne enterolobii, 777 nucleotides long. The record is from the annotation of a GenBank genome assembly. Lineage: Eukaryota; Metazoa; Nematoda; Chromadorea; Rhabditida; Meloidogynidae.
AUGGGCGAAUUCUUCCGUGAUAAUGGAAAGCAUGCAUUGAUUAUUUAUGACGACCUUUCAAAACAAGCUGUAGCGUAUAGACAAAUGUCGCUUUUGUUGCGUCGUCCUCCAGGACGUGAAGCUUAUCCAGGAGACGUUUUCUAUUUGCACUCUCGUUUGCUUGAACGUGCUGCCAAGAUGAAUGAGACACACAAGGGAGGAUCUCUUACAGCUUUGCCAAUCAUUGAAACUCAAGCUGGUGACGUGUCUGCAUAUAUUCCAACAAACGUUAUUUCAAUUACCGAUGGACAAAUCUUUUUGGAGACUGAAUUAUUCUAUAAAGGUGUUAGACCUGCAAUUAAUGUUGGUUUGUCUGUAUCUCGUGUAGGAUCUGCUGCACAGACGAAAUCUAUGAAACAGGUUGCUGGUUCAAUGAAAUUGGAACUUGCACAAUAUCGUGAGGUUGCUGCUUUUGCUCAAUUUGGUUCUGAUUUGGAUGCGUCAACGCAACAACUGCUCAAUCGCGGUGUUCGUUUGACUGAGUUGCUCAAACAGGGUCAAUAUGUCCCUAUGGCUAUUGAAGAACAAGUUGCUGUAAUUUAUGCUGGUGUCAAAGGUUAUUUGGACAAAAUUGACCCUUCACAAAUUACUCGUUUCGAAAAAGAAUUUCUUGCACAUAUUCGUGCACAUGAGCAAGAAUUGCUAAAAAUUAUUCGUGAAGAAGGCCAAAUUACUACAACAACGGAUGAUAAGCUUAAAAAUUUGGUUCAAACAUUUAUUGCAGCUUUUAAGCAUUAG